Molecule: messenger RNA, 3984 nt
Organism: Copidosoma floridanum
Lineage: Eukaryota; Metazoa; Arthropoda; Insecta; Hymenoptera; Encyrtidae
Gene: Vha100-2
Product: V-type ATPase subunit a family protein Vha100-2
Biological process (GO): vacuolar acidification; proton transmembrane transport
Cellular component (GO): vacuolar proton-transporting V-type ATPase complex; vacuolar proton-transporting V-type ATPase, V0 domain; plasma membrane
Molecular function (GO): ATPase binding; proton-transporting ATPase activity, rotational mechanism
Source: RefSeq, a predicted model, not a curated record
AGUAGCAAAGCUGCAGCCGCGUAGUGCUAGUACUUCACAGCCCAUUGGCCGGUCGCGAUCGCCGCCGCGCCGUUCUAUCGUGCCUUCGCGGCUCGCGAUACACUUACGCACCUCGAAUCGCCUUUUCCGUUCUCUUUUCUCUCUUGUGUUUAGCCUUUUUUUUUUUUUUUCUUUUUUUUUUUCUUUCGCACUAUUGGUUGAAUUUCUUUCUCUCGUGGUCUCGUUUGAAAGAUCGACAAGCACCGGUAUUGUGUUCAGCGGCUGUCAGUCAAAGUGAAGAGGCAGGAUGCACACGUGCACGGACCACUGUUGCUGUUUCAUGUAGGGCUUUUUUUUCUUUUCUUUUUUUUUCCUCUCUCACUCUUGGUGACAAGUGCAGUGUGUUUGGCGCUCGGCGAUGCCAUGGUGACCGAAGGCUGAUUAUUGGCGUGCGAGACGGACUCUUUUCGCACAGCACAGCUAUAUCGCGGUAGGAAUCAGAACAGGUUGGAACGCACCAGGUCGCAGCGAAGAUGGGGGCGAUGUUCAGGAGCGAGGAGGUGGUCCUGUGCCAGCUGUUUAUCCAGCCGGAGGCUGCCUAUCUCUCGGUGUCGGAACUCGGGGAGACCGGGACCGUCCAGUUCCGCGACUUGAACGUCGACGUCAACUACUUCCAGCGGAAGUUCGUGAACGAGGUGCGCCGCUGCGACGAGAUGGAGCGCAAGCUGCGUUACAUAGAGGCCGAGGUCAAGAAGGACGGGGUGCCGAUCGAGGACAACCUGAGCGAGCUGCCCCGCGCACCCAUACCCCGCGAGAUCAUCGACCUGGAGGCGCGGAUCGAGAAGACGGAGAACGAUAUAUUGGAGCUGAGCCAGAACGCCCUGAGCCUCAAGAGCAACUACCUCGAGCUGACGGAGCUGCGCCACGUGCUCGAGAGGACCCAGGUCUUCUUCAGCGAGGAGGAGGCCCACGACUCCAUCACCCGCGCCCUCAUCCACGAGGAGUCCCAGAUGCCCAACACCACCGGCCGUGAGCGUCUCGAGUUCGUCGCCGGGGUGGUCAAUCGGGAGCGCAUGCCGGCCUUCGAGCGGAUGCUCUGGCGUAUCUCGCGCGGCAACGUCUUCCUGCGCCAGGCUAUCGUCGAGAAGCCCCUCGAGGACCCCAGCACGGGCAACGAAAUGUACAAAACGGCCUUUGUGGCCUUCUUCCAAGGGGAACAGCUCAAGAGUCGCAUAAAAAAGGUGUGCAGUGGCUUCCACGCGUCGCUCUAUCCCUGCCCGAGCAGCCACUCCGAGCGCAUGGACAUGGUCAAGGGAAUCCGUACGAGGCUCGAGGACCUCAAACUGGUGCUGAAUCAAACGCACGAUCAUCGCCAGCGCGUCCUCCACAACGUCGCCAAGGAGUUGCCGAAUUGGAUAAUAAUGGUGCGGAAGAUGAAGGCCAUCUACCACACCAUGAACCUUUUCAACAUGGACGUGUCGAAAAAGUGCCUCAUCGGGGAGUGUUGGGUGCCGAUGGCCGAUCUCAACAUCGUGCAGCACUGCCUAAGCGAGGGAUCGCGAUUGUGCGGCAAUUCCAUUCCCUCGUUUCUCAACGUGAUACACAGCGACGAGGACCCACCGACGUUCAACAGGACCAACAGGUUCACGCGAGGCUUCCAAAACUUGAUAGACGCGUACGGUAUCGCCUCGUACCGCGAAGCCAAUCCCGCCCUCUACACCAUUGUGACGUUUCCCUUCCUCUUUGGUAUCAUGUUCGGUGAUGCAGGCCACGGACUGUUGAUGUUCCUGUUUGCCCUGUACAUGGUCGUUUGGGAGAAGAAACUCCUGGCCAAGAGAACGAGCAACGAGAUCUGGAACAUAUUUUUCGGAGGUCGUUACAUCAUCCUGCUGAUGGGUGGUUUCUCCAUAUACACGGGCAUCAUCUACAACGACUUGUUCUCCAAAUCCAUGAAUAUUUUCGGCUCCAAGUGGGUACUGCCGCGGGGUGCGGAGUACACCUUCGACAACAUGAAGAAAUCGCACACCAAACUCCUGGAUCCGAAAUCCACGUUCGCCGACGAGCCCUACAUCCUCGGGAUGGACCCCAUAUGGAUGUUCGCCGAGAACAAAAUCAUAUUCUUCAACUCGUACAAGAUGAAGCUCUCCAUCAUCUUUGGGGUCGUUCACAUGAUAUUCGGCGUGUGCAUGAGCGCCGUGAACAUCAUAUCUUUCAAAAAGUAUUCGAGCUUGUUCCUCGAGUUCCUGCCGCAGUUGUUGUUCCUGGUGGUGCUGUUCGCGUACUUGGCCGCCCUCAUGUUCCUCAAGUGGAUCCGGUACGGCGCGCUGAAUUCAGGUAUCGCAUCCGAAGCUUGCGCCCCCUCGAUCCUCGUGAGCUUCAUCAACAUGGUGCUGUUCAAGGAUCCAAAGACUUACCCGAAUUGCGGUGACGGUUACAUGUUCCCCAACCAGAAGCUCGUCCAGCACGUAUUUCUGUUCACGGCCGCCAUUUGCGUGCCAAUUCUCCUCUUCGGCAAGCCCCUGUACGUCGUAUGCACCAAAAAGGGCUCCAAGGGCAAGGUUUACACGAACGGCGCGGCUUCGCAGGACAUCGAGCUGCAGACGUCGAACAGCAUUAGCGGGGCGACAGCCAACGCGGCAGUAGCGAGUAGCCCGAGCAACGCGGCGGCCCCGGGGCACGCCGAUCACGAGCACGACGACUCGUUCGGCGAGCUGAUGAUCCACCAGGCGAUCCACACCAUAGAGUACGUCCUGUCGACCAUCUCGCACACGGCCUCGUACCUGCGGUUGUGGGCCCUGUCGCUCGCCCACUCGCAGCUGUCGGAGGUGCUCUGGAACAAAAUCUUGCACGCCGGCCUCGGCGCCCAGAAGGACCAGUACGUGCUCGCUGGGAUACUCUUUGUCACCUUCGCCGUCUGGGCCUUCUUCACCGUUGCCAUUCUCGUUCUCAUGGAGGGCCUGUCCGCCUUUCUCCACACGCUCCGUCUACACUGGGUCGAGUUCAUGAGUAAGUUCUACGAGGGCCAGGGCCAGCCUUUCCAGCCGUUCUACUUCAAGACGAUUCUCGACGCGGAUCAGGAAACGGACGAAGACUAGGGGUGGGGACUUCUUUUUUUAUUAUUAUUUUUUUUUUUUCCUAGCGUCAGAGGAUAAUAAAUUGUGGUUGUAGGGGUCCGGAGGUAGUUGCCCCGAUGAUGUGUGUGUCUUCGACGAGUGUACCGCUGUCAUCGUCGUCCUUGUUAUUUUAACUCGUGUAUCCUUUAAUCGGAUGUUCUGAAAUUUUUUGGUUUCUUUUUUUUUUCUUUUUUUUUUUUUUUAGAUGAUUUCCAGUGAAACGAAACGGCGCCCGGGUCUAGUGGUUUGAAAAAAAAAAAAAAAAAAAAAAAAAAAAUUAUUUUUCGUUUUUUCGUACCACCAUCAGACACACCUAUACUUCCUCCGUGUGUAAUUAUUAUACUCCAAUGUAGUAUUUUAUACUACCCGAUAAAAUUUUUUCAAUAAUCGUAAAAACCGUCUGGUUGCCAGAUGAGAAUUAUGACCCCAAUCGAUAAAAGAAUUUUCGUCACUUUCCGGAUGCUCGUAUGUCCAUACACGUGUAGAUAAAGGCAGAAAAAAAAAAUGUAAUGUCAACACAGCUGGCGCUUAUCUUAUACGUUUUGAAUUGUUAUUUUUUACACAGCCUAUAAAAUAGUCAUUUUAUAGUGCUGCACAAUGAAAAUUUUACUUUUACGACUGCAGAGCGGUCCUUUUUUUUUUAAGUAUUAGAAUUUCACAUAUGUUUUGAACUUUUUACCAAAACUGUCGUUAUGACGAAGAUUUGUUAUUAUACGUAAACAUACACUAAUAAAGCCAAUAAAUCAAGUCGUCGGUAAGUGAUGGAUCAACACACGUGGCGUAUUUCGCGUCUUUUAACAACACGUUUAAAACGACCCCGAGACUAUUGGUGCGUGUACAAAGUAUGUACGUACAAAUGAUUGUAGAGAAAAAAAAAAAAAAAAAAAAAAAA